This is a messenger RNA of Mycotypha africana, 621 nucleotides long. RefSeq lists its product as uncharacterized. The record is from RefSeq and is a predicted model, not a curated record. The transcript has a single exon. NCBI's taxonomy places the organism in Eukaryota, Fungi, Mucoromycota, Mucoromycetes, Mucorales, Mycotyphaceae. The coding region runs from base 1 to 621 and encodes 206 amino acids.
AUGAACAGCAACGUCCUUCUGUUUUCGUUAUUCGCAUUUUUCGUCGUCACUGUACCCGCCCUCCCACAAGAUGUAACAUCAACCAACGAACCAACCACAAUUGACAAUCACGAACAUACCGCUACAAGUACACCAUCUACUGCCAUACCCACCGUGAAAACUGAUGGAUUCACAGAUGAAAAUAUGAACGCCAAACCAUCAAACCAAAGCUGGUUACAGCAAAAUGAUCGUUACAUUUUCAUCAUUGUUCUCGUAUUAUUGAUCGUAGCUAUUUUGAUCUAUUACAUUGUAAAAAGUAUCAAGGGCAUGCGUAGGAGAUUAGCCAAUGAAAAUCACAGCCAAAUGAUAAUGAUGCAAAACAAGAAUAACGAUGCUACCACUGCUACUCCACCCGCAGGUGCCAAUGCUGUUAAUAGUCCAUACUACCAGCAACAGCCAUCGAUAGUGCCUUAUUCACCAUCACCAUUAACAGAGACAGUGUCUAUAGCAGAUGUAAACAAUACCAACGGUGCGUAUAAAAUACCCGACAACUACCAGUAUUAUCAACAACAGCAACAGCAACAGCAGCCGCCGCCCUCACCCUCAAGCCCUCCACCUUCCUACCAUACUCAUCGUUAUUGA